AAUGUUGCCUAGAAUUGAAAAUUUACUUUCUUAUAUUAUAAAAUCUAAAACAUUUGGCUAUUUGCCAUUGAAUUUUGACAAAGAUGAAGAUUUUAUUAACAUUGCUAAAGCUAUUUGUAAAUUAUCUGGACAAUUGGCAAAACCAGUUAUCCCAAAUAAUCGAAAAGUAACGGUUGGCUCAUUGGCUAGAUGUCAACCUAAGAUUAAUCAACAUUUAGAUCAAGUUGGAGCAACAAUGUUAAGUAACUGUAAAUGGGAUAAUUCAGAAUUAUGGAAUUGCAAAAUUCUGGACGUUUCUCAUAGAGAAGGUUAUUUAAUAGCACCUUUAUGUGAAGAUAAAAAACGCAAUUUUUCAAAUGAAUAUGAUUUUAUGAGUAAGCUCAAUGACCAAAUGCAGUUUAUUGUUGUUAAAGAUAGAAAAGGACUCCAUCCUAAUCCAAAAUUCAAGAGGGAAUUUCCAGGAAGUAUUCUUUAA
This is a messenger RNA of Dimorphilus gyrociliatus, 475 nucleotides long. Lineage: Eukaryota; Metazoa; Annelida; Polychaeta; Dinophilidae. The record is from the annotation of a GenBank genome assembly.